CCCCCGGGCGCCACCUCCCGGGUCUGCGCGCGGCCGCCAGCCCAGCCGCAGUCCGCAGGAGCCGCGGCCGCAGCUGGCGGUGGGGCGGGAUUCCCUGGGCUGUCGCAGGGCGCCAGGCUCGACUCUCCCGCGCCUGUGCUUUCGCCCGCCGCGGCUUGCUCCUCGCUGCGUCGGUCCGCGGGUCGGAUCCGGCUGUCCAGCUCGCCCUCCAGCUUCGAACCGAGGCUCCACGGCCGCCGCAGGGACCCGCCCACCAGUCCCUGCCCGGUGCCCGUCCGCACCCUGCCGUUGAUGACACCUGGCGGAAGACUACCAUGGAGGGGGAUGGUUCGGACGGGCUGGUUACCAUUAAGAAUAUUGAAAGAGAGCUCAUUUGCCCAGCAUGCAAGGAGCUGUUUACCCACCCAUUGAUUCUCCCCUGUCAACAUAGUAUCUGUCAUAAAUGUGUAAAAGAACUCUUACUGACUCAUGAUGACUCAUGCAAUGAGGUGGGAUCAGACAACUCCAAUCAGAGCAGUCCUCGACUUCGGCUCCCUUCCCCUAGCAUGGAUAAAAUUGAUAGAAUUAGCAGACCAGGCUGGAAGCGCAGUUCAUUGACCACGAAGACAACUACUUUUCCUUGCCCUGGCUGUGAGCAUCAUGUGGAUCUUGGAGACCGAGGAAUCAGCGGCCUGUUUCGAAAUUUCACUUUGGAAAGUAUUGUAGAAAGAUAUCGGCAGGCAGCGAGGGCGGCCACGGCCAUUAUGUGUGACCUUUGCAAACCGCCACCUCAGGAGUCCACAAAAAGCUGCAUGGAUUGUAGUGCAAGCUACUGCAACGAGUGCUUCAAAAUCUAUCACCCCUGGGGCACUGUGAAGGCUCAGCAUGAGUACGUGGGCCCAACCACCAAUUUUAGACCCAAGAUUUUAAUGUGCCCAGAACACGAAACAGAGAGAAUAAACAUGUACUGUGAACUAUGUAGGAGGCCGGUUUGUCAUCUCUGCAAGUUGGGUGGUAAUCAUUCCAAUCACCGCGUAACCACUAUGAGCAGUGCCUACAAAACCUUGAAGGAAAAGCUUUCAAAGGAUAUUGAUUACCUUAUUGGUAAGGAGAGCCAGGUGAAGAGUCAGAUUUCUGAACUAAAUUUGUUAAUGAAAGAAACAGAGUGUAAUGGAGAGAGGGCUAAAGAAGAGGCAAUUACACAUUUUGAAAAGCUCUUUGAAAUUCUGGAAGAGAGGAAGUCAUCUGUGUUAAAAGCAAUUGAUGCUUCUAAGAAACUGAGAUUAGACAAAUUUCAGACUCAAAUGGAGGAGUAUCAGGGGCUUCUAGAGAACAAUGGGCUUGUGGGAUAUGCCCAAGAAGUGCUGAAGGAGACAGACCAGUCUUGCUUUGUACAGACAGCUAAACAGCUCCACCUCAGAAUACAGAAAGCUACGGAAUCUUUGAAGAGCUUUAGACCGGCAGCGCAGACUUCUUUUGAAGACUAUGUUGUUAAUACAUCUAAACAAACAGAACUCCUUGGAGAAUUGUCGUUUUUCUCUAGUGGCAUAGAUGUGCCAGAGAUCAAUGAGGAACAGAGCAAAGUUUAUAACAAUGCCUUGAUAAAUUGGCACCAGCCAGAAAAGGAUAAAGCUGAUAGCUACAUUCUGGAGUAUCGGAAGAUUAAUAGAGAUGAUGAAAUGUUGUCAUGGAAUGAGAUACAAGUGUGUGGCACAAGUAAAGUCAUUUCAGAACUUGAAAGCAAUAGUAUUUAUGCUUUCAGAGUGAGAGCCUAUAAGGGUUCAGUAUGUAGUCCUUGCAGCAGGGAAUUGGUUCUUCACACUCCUCCAGCUCCAGUUUUCAGUUUCCUCUUUGAUGAAAAAUGUGGCUAUAAUAAUGAGCACCUUUUGUUGAACUUGAAGAGAGACCGGGUAGAGAGUAGAGCUGGAUUUAAUCUGCUCCUGGCUGCAGAACGUAUCCAAGUGGGUUAUUACACAAGCUUAGACUACAUCAUUGGAGAUGUUGGAAUCACAAAAGGGAAACACUUUUGGGCCUUCCGUGUGGAACCUUACUCAUACCUGGUAAAAGCAGGCGUUGCUUCUAGUGAUAAACUACAAGAAUGGCUCCGCUCUCCCCGGGAUGCAGUUAGUCCAAGGUAUGAGCAAGACAGUGGCCACGACAGCGGGAGUGAGGACACCAGUUUUGAUUCUUCACAGCCCUUUACGUUAGUUACCAUAGGCAUGAAGAAAUUUUUUAUACCUAAGUCACCCACUUCUUCUAAUGAACCGGAAAAUAGAGUUCUUCCCAUGCCAACAAGUAUAGGGAUCUUCCUUGACUAUGAUAAAGGCAGAGUGAGCUUCUAUGACAUGGAGCACAUGAAGUGCCUGUGUGAGCGCCAGGUGGACUGCUCGCACACCAUGUACCCGGCCUUCGCACUGAUGGGCAGUGGAGGAAUUCAACUGGAAGAACCCAUCUCAGCAAAGUACCUGGAAUACCCAGGAGACAUGUGAUAGCAACAUCUGAUGUGACUUAGGAUGGAAAUUGCGAGCAAAGCAAUGCCUUAGUGUUAACCUUCGUAACUAAUUACAUAUCACUAAGUAUUCUGUCCCCACACUUGUUACCGUGUGUGUUUCUUCUUAAAACCUGGGACACUCCAGCAGCCUUGUCUCUGCCACGUCACUGUUCUGCCUUUCACAAAUGAGGGGAAUGAAGACAUUCUUUUCUGGUUAAUACUGAAAUGAUUAACUUUGCAACUGGAUGUUCUUUCUUUUUAUGCCCAAGGAAUAACUUAUUUACGUCAGCUGGUGUUGCUGAUAAUUAGUAAUACAUUGGUGGUUUUCUGGGCAGGUUGGGGAUACAAAGUAUUUAUUAUGCUGCUUUUAUGUUUGUGUUUUUUUCAUUUUUGUAUCAUGCUUAUGUCCUAAAAGAAGAUAUUUUUAAAAUGCCUUAUGGAUAGAAAUUAGUGCUAAGCAAUGUGUGUUGCAUUUGUUUUUAAUAGGAAAACAAAGUUCUAGAUAGGUGAAAAGAAAAAGGUCAUACAAAUGGUAGUAUAUGUAAGUAGAAAAUUAUGUAUUUUAUAAUGUGUAACUAUUAAAAGUAUAUUGCCUGGGAAAUUAAAACUACUGUAUUUAUUCCCCCCUCCCCCCAACCCACAGACUGUAUUAUUAAGGGCAUUUUGGGAGUUCCCUUAGCUGUAACACCCGUUAACCAGCAUGGUUAAUGGUUUCUUGUAGGAAACACAAAUUCUUACCUAACACAUGCAACUUCACUUUAUAUAAUUUUUUCUUCAGAAAAUUUAUCUUUACUUUUUAUUACUCUAUGAAAAUAUUUGUGCUUAUAUCAAAGAAUUAUUUUUUAGAAGUAUUGAAGAUGGACUGAUACUGAAAUCAUAUUUUCUUUUGCCCUCUUAUUAUAUCUUGUGAUUUUCAUUUUUUGGCACAAAUAGUGCCUAUCUGAUUUUUCUGGUUUAUGUUUACAUGUUUGAAAAAGUUAAGAUAUACAGGGUGGGCAUAAAGUUCCUGCGCAGUUUACACAAACUUUAUGUCCACCCUGUAUUAUUAGUCUAGAAUUAAAUAUAAAAUAGUUUAUAACGUAUCUUGAGUUUAAUUGUUCAGUUUUAUGGCAGUUUCUAUGGUUCAUUGUUUGGUAAUAAGCAUUUGUAAUAUUAGCGAGUAAAAAUAUAAAUUUAUUUCGGCAUAAUGAAGAUCAUAAAACUGUGCACCCUUUUAAAAGUUGAAAUUUCUUUUCAUUUGAAGAAUUUCAUUUCAGCUAAAUUGUGUAAUUAUCUUUGAAAGCCAUUCUUUUAGGUAGGUGGUUUUUAUUUAAACCGCUUUUUUUUUUUUUAAAGUUAAAAUGUUAGACACUACAUGCCUUUUAGCAGUAAUCAUUUUUAGAAUGCUGUUGACGUGUUUUAACAGAACAAGACUCUUAGGCCUGUUUUUUUAUUUUGUUUUGUUUUUAAUGGAAAUCUGUUAUUCAGGCUGGUAGCAUUAAAUUCGCUUUCUUCUCCCAGCCCAAGUAGAAAAUAACAUGGGGAUUUCAGGGUUUAGCGUUCUUGGUUCCUUUCCCAUUCACAAGUAGCACUUUAUAGCAGAGGCUACACUAAGCAAGUAUUCAGUGCUGUGUGGGUAAUUGUGCAAUAAAGCUGCUAAGGGCACAUGUGUGGUGAAGUCUGAUCCUCUCCCGCCCGUGUAAGGACAUAUCAUGUAGACGUUUUACGAUAAAAAGCUUUAACAGGAAUAGGGAAGGUAUUUCAAAUAUUGUACAGUUGUAUAUGUAAUGUUCUACUGAGUUUCUUUCCUUUUUUAAUAAAAAUUAAAAA
Messenger RNA from Nycticebus coucang (slow loris), 4279 nucleotides. It is a transcript of the gene TRIM36, whose product is annotated as tripartite motif containing 36. The record is from RefSeq and is a predicted model, not a curated record. NCBI's taxonomy places the organism in Eukaryota, Metazoa, Chordata, Mammalia, Primates, Lorisidae. Bases 315 to 2468 code for a protein of 717 amino acids. Gene Ontology annotation, molecular function: zinc ion binding; protein binding. The transcript is spliced from 10 exons.